AUGGCUCUCCCACCGAACUGCGAGCGAUAUCCCCGCACAGAAGUCGCGUCGAACAAACCAGAAUUCUUCCGCGCCGCCGCCGCAAAGAACCUGCCCAACGGCGGCUUCAUCAUCUACGAUGACACCUUCCUCUCCAUCCUAGGCCCCGCGCCAGAGCUGGACGUCAUCGCGGAGAACGACGCGUACCCGUUCGCGCACGAGGCAGGCGUCUACAUCCCUGCGCACGACGAGGUCUGGAUCACGAGCAACCAGUUCAAAGUCGCGGGGAAGAAGAAGAUCCAGAUCGCGAAGCUCAAGCGGGUAGGUGGCGGCGGGUCGAAGACGUUCACGGUCGAGGAAGUCGACCCCGGCAUCGAGAUGGCCAACGGCGGAGUCAACUACCGCGAAGGAGUGCUCUUCUGCGAGCAGGGCACGUUCACGAACCCCGGCGGGCUGGUGUACAUGGAGGCGACACCGCCGUACCGCACGCAGACCAUCAUCAGCAACUACCACGGGCGGUGGUUCAACUCGGUCAACGACGUCGUGGUGCAUUCCGACGGGAGCAUCUGGUUCACGGACCCGACGUACGGCUACGAGCAGGACAUCCGGCCGCGCCCGCAGCUGCCGAGCCAGGUGUAUCGGUACGAUCCCAGGACGGGCGACGUGCGUGCUGUUGCGGAUGGGAUCCGCAAGCCGAAUGGCCUGUGCUUUUCGCCUGAUGAGAAGACGCUGUAUAUCACUGAUACGGAUGCGGUGCAUGGCGAGGGGGUUUAUGAGCCGGAUCGGCCGGCUUCGAUCUACGCAUUCGACGUAAUCUACCUCCACGGCGCCCCCUUCCUCGCCAACAAGCGGCUAUUUGCCAUGACGGACUGCGGCAUCCCAGACGGUAUCAAGUGCGACACCGCGGGCAACGUGUACAGCGGAUGCGGGGACGGCGUGCACGUCUGGACGCCGGGAGGCAGUCUGAUCGGGAAGAUCUACGUGCCGGGGGGCUGUACAGUACGUCGUAAUAGGAAAUUCCCAAUCGAAUAG
This is a messenger RNA of Rasamsonia emersonii CBS 393.64, 1011 nucleotides long. RefSeq lists its product as uncharacterized. The transcript is spliced from 4 exons. The record is from RefSeq and is a predicted model, not a curated record. Bases 1 to 1011 code for a protein of 336 amino acids. NCBI's taxonomy places the organism in Eukaryota, Fungi, Ascomycota, Eurotiomycetes, Eurotiales, Trichocomaceae.